Stegostoma tigrinum is the source of this 1841-nucleotide messenger RNA. RefSeq names its product LY6/PLAUR domain containing 6B (gene lypd6b). Gene Ontology annotation, molecular function: acetylcholine receptor regulator activity. Bases 369 to 884 code for a protein of 171 amino acids. The record is from RefSeq and is a predicted model, not a curated record. The transcript is spliced from 6 exons. NCBI's taxonomy places the organism in Eukaryota, Metazoa, Chordata, Chondrichthyes, Orectolobiformes, Stegostomatidae.
UGUAACACGGAGCACAAACAUACGACGCGCAAAAGAAACGUGCGAUUGAGCUGAAGUUCUCACAUUGUGGGCAGGGUGACUGUCGAGGGGCUGUGUGCUUAAUAUGCAAAUACAGCAACGAGGAGAGACCACCUCACCUGUCAGUCCCCGUUUGAGUCUGGAGCUUUCGUUUCAGGUGAACUAGAGCGAAAGGAUACCAGGUCUUCUCUCGAAGACAGCGUUCCCUGGCAAUGUGACAUUCCGUCACUACUAUAUUCAAGUGCUGGCCAUGGUCAAGAAGACGAGAGUGCCACCAAAUAGGCCAAGUUGACAUUUUGUCGGUCUUCAACAUGUGCACCUGCUAAUCCUCAUUAAUAUUGCCAGAUACUAUGCCCAUAACUCACCAUCUUACAAGAGUCAUCCUUGUCCAGCUCCUUACUCUCCUCGUGGACUGUACGUUCGGUAGAAAUGUCAACUUUCAUAACGUGAGGCCACCAAUAUCCCCGACUCCAUUUCCAAACAGCUUCAAGUGCUUCACUUGCAACAAUGCUUUGAACAACUAUGAGUGUAACAGAUGGGCUGAAGACAAAUGGUGCCCUCAGCAUACAGAAUACUGCCUGACAGUACACAGAUUUACAAGCCGUGGCAGGAGUGAAUCAGUCUCAAAGAGAUGUGUUUCAAAGCUGGAAUGUUAUUCAGUUGGCUGCCGUCACAUAAGGAAGUUCGGUCAUACAGAGUGCACUUCCUGUUGUGAAGGGAUGAUCUGCAACAUCGAUGUGCCAACAAAUCACACAAAUGCUGUGCUUGUGGUUAAACAGCUCCGCAGGUUCCCUUCAUCUGCCAGCAAUAGGGUAUUGAGCAUAAGCUGGAUCACAUUAGCACCGCUAGUUGUUGUUUUGGUAUGAUAAACAGCAACAACAUCAAGUGAAGGUGUUUUUUUUUAAUGCACAUCAGCUACUUUGAUUGAUUCCAUCUUUGAGCUGUGGAAAAAUGAGUCUCACCUUCAAAACAGUCCCAAAUAUUUGCACCAAUGAAUAAGAGGUGCAUACUGUCAACUGGUGCACUGACAUUACAAAGACUGGAUUGUGAUUUGUUCUGAUGUGAGAAACUGCUGUUGGAGUAUACCUGAGAUCAAAGAAUCAAAAGAGGAAGGUCAUGGGACAUCUAACACAAGGAUAAAUACAGAUUUCCUUUUGUAAAAUUUAAUUUUUAUUUUGGCCUGCCUUAUCUUCGUCUCCUGGACGUUUUUAUCAAUUUUCAAGGGGUGACACCAUGGACACCAUAUGCUUUCAGUCAUCCUUGUCAACAGGGUCGUAGUUCAAGUGCAAACCUUGCUAGUACAUAUCUACAAGCUAUUCAGUAGUGGACAACCAACAGUCCUUCUUAUCUGAUGUUCACACACUUCCAGCGGAGUUAAUGAACAGUAAUAUGGAGCAGAAAUUGUUACCAAUGUGUUUUUUUCCCCAAUUCUUAAUUCGUGUGUGCUGAGUGCAACUACAUCUUCCUCUAAAUGUUGCCCAGGAAACCUCAGGAAAACUAAUAUUAAACAUGAAAUCAUCCUAUUCUGGUUGAAUUUGUUGCUUGCUGGAUAAUAUCAGAGGAGUAGAAAUACUGCUUUUCCAUUGUAACUUUUCUGACAUAUUGCACAAACUUCUCAAAAUAGAUCACAGUACUCUCUGCCAGCGCCCAUGUCCAUUUCCAACUACUGUUUGUGAUUUUAGACUAAUUCCACGUUGAUUGUGUGGCAGGUGGCGGUUUUGGAAAGUAAACUUGUACACAUGUAAAAUUUAUUUCACAAUCAGGCUGAAAAAAUACAGAAACCAUAAGCCAUAAAAAUCAUUAAACAAUAGCAUUUGUAACUA